AGUCGUUCGUUUGCUUUUGCAAAGUGCAGUUUUUCUUUUGUGCAGUUUUUGUGCUCUGUCUUACUACAUCUAUGCGUCAUCGUUUUUGAAACGGUAUAUUCAAUCGAUUAAGUCCAGUAGGGUGGAAAUUGUUUUGUAAUGUUGUUUUGAUUGGUAAUAAUGAGCCAAUAGAUGUUACGAAUUUAAGUGUAAAGUUUUUCGAUUCCGGAGGGGGUUGAUACUGGUCGACUAGGAUCCCAAAAUCAAAAGAGGAGGCGUAACGCUAGAAUCCGCAUCUGCGAGAACAUCGACUAGUUGCUAGUCUGGAGAAUGAUAGCAUCCAACACCAACCGAAGUACCAACAAUGACCCCGUGCAAGCAUCUGAAUCAGCUCCAAUAACAGGCACCGGUAAUGGAAGCUCGUCCAGGAUUAUUCGCCAGUUUGGUAGCCUGUUCCAGACAAACCCCGCUGCGCGAGCAGAUCCUGCCGGUUAUGUGGAAUUCGGAAGUAUUUCCGACCCGGAGGCCAGUGCUGGCCGAACGCUGGGUACUUUUGCCGGGGUGUUUUGUCCCGUAGCAUUGUCGAUGUUUAGCGCGUUGGUGUUCAUUCGUGUUGGUUUUAUCGUCGGCAAUGCUGGUCUAUACGUAACAUUGCUGCAAUUUGUGAUUGCUUAUGCGAUUUUGCUGUUUACUGUAUCAUCGGUUUGCGCUAUUUCAACCAACGGUGCUGUGGAGGGUGGCGGAGUUUACUUCAUGAUCAGCCGCACACUUGGGCCUGAAUUUGGAGGAUCGAUCGGUACGUUGUUCUUUUUAGCCAAUGUCGUCGGUUGCGGCUUGGCAAUAUCAGGUUGUGCUGAAGGAAUCAUUCAGAAUUUUGGACCCACCGAUGGUCACGAAGAUGGCUCUAUUCCGGAUGGUCGCUGGUGGCGCUUUUUAUAUUGCAGUACCAUUAAUACGUUGAUGCUGCUGGUAGUGCUGAUCGGGGCUGAAAUGUUCGCCAAAACGUCAAUGAUGAUUCUCGGAGUGGUCGUCGUUUGUUUAUUUUCGACGUACGUGAGCUUUCUAUCCAAGGGAACGAUACAGGUCCCAAUACCCAAUGAAAACAGCCUAGUUCAGAAUGAGACGUAUAAGGUGUUUGGAAAUUAUAGCGGGAUGAGCCUUACAACAUUAGAGGAAAAUUUGUACAGCCAUUAUGGGCGAGAUUACACCUCAAACGGAAAUGAAGUCAACUUCGCUGUUGUGUUCGGCGUAUUGUUUUCUGGAGUGACAGGAAUAAUGGCUGGUGCUAAUAUGUCCGGUGAAUUGAAAAAUCCAUCCCGAAGCAUUCCAUCGGGGACCCUUUCAGCCGUUCUGUUUACAUUUUUAUGUUACAUUGCUUUAUCAGUAUUUAUGGCUGCGACAACGUCAACUUUUUUGCUGCAAAAUAAUUUUCUGUUUCUCGGUCCGGUCAACAUAUGGCCAACGUUUGUAAUGAUUGGAAUUUUAACGGCUACAUUCUCGACGGGACUGAGCAAUCUUAUAGGGUCCAGCCGAGUCCUGGAAGCUCUGGCAAAAGACAAAGUGUUUGGAUCAUUGUUGAACUUUGUUGUGAGAGGAACCUACAAGAGUAAUCCAAUAGCAGCUGUCAUCGGGAGCUGGGUAUUGGUUGAAAUUAUUUUAUUGGUUGGAUCGCUGAAUACAAUUGCUCAAAUCAAUUCCGUGUUAUUUAUGUUAGCAUAUUUGGCAACUAACUUGGCAUGUUUGGGAAUUGAAAUCACCGGAGCUCCUAACUUCCGUCCGACCUACAAAUAUUUCACCUGGCAUACGGCAUUCUUCGGUCUUGUCGGAACUGCCGUCAUGAUGUUCGUCAUAAAUCCGAUCUAUGCGUCAUCCAGUGUAAUUCUUUGUUUGCUGUUGGUGAUUGCACUGCAUCUGUUCUCCCCGGCGUCACAAGGAGCUCAGUGGGGAUCGAUAUCACAAGCUCUAAUGUUCCAUCAGGUGCGAAAAUAUUUGCUCAUGUUGGACUCUCGCAAGGAUCAUGUUAAAUUUUGGAGACCGCAGAUGCUUUUACUCGUAUCCAGUCCACGAUCGUGCUGUCCGUUAAUUCAUUUCGUGAAUGAUAUGAAAAAAGGUGGUCUGUACGUGAUAGGCCACGUAAAAGUAGGCGAGUUUUCGGAGAAUGAUUCUACGAAUGAUCCCACCAUCGAAGAGUACACGCAGUGGCUUUCGUUGAUCGACCAUAUGAAGGUGAAAGCGUUUGUAGAACUGACACUCUCGAGAAGUGUUCGUGAAGGUAUUCAGCACCUUAUUCGGAUUUCCGGAAUGGGGGCCAUGAAGCCGAAUACGAUCAUUCUUGGAUUCUACGAUGAGGAGAUGUCGAAGGACUUCUUCGAACACGAGAAUUCCCCCUACAAAACUGGCGAAUUCGAUGGCAAUGGCAUAAAAUUGUUCCCUUAUCGGCGCAACGGAGAACGCAAAGCUCUGCAGGCGACGGACUACGUGCAGAUAAUAGAUGACGUGCUACGGAUGAAGAAAAAUAUUUGCCUCUGCCGACACUUUCACCGGUUGGACAAGCAUCUGAUUGCCAAGAGCAAUCACAUUCGGUACAUUGAUGUGUGGCCAGUGAACAUUUUCGAACCGAAGAAUGAGGAUCCGUUUGAUGUAGUUUCGUUGUUCAUGAUGCAGCUGGCCUGUAUUAUCAACAUGUUACCGGUGUGGAAAAAACUAGAACUGAGGGUGUUCCUGUGUGAGUCGGAAACGCCAGCAGAGCCAAGUAGUUUCCGAAUUGAUAGUGAAUCGUUCGAACGUCCUGCCGAUCACCGGUUGAGCCAGCUAUUGAAAUCGCUGAGAAUAUCCGCUUCGAUACAUCAGAUCUCUGAAUGGAGCAAGGAUAUGGACUUCCCACGGCAUCGCUCUAUUCUCAAGCAGUUCACCAGCAAAAGUGACAGCAAUCAGAUGAUGACUGAAGAGAACAUCAACCGGUCCAAGUUGUACAUGCAAAGGAUCAAUCAAACUAUUCGGGACAAAUCGAAUUCGACGGCUGUCACUUUCAUGUAUCUUCCAGCACCUCCGAAGUUGUCCACGGCAGACUACAAGGAAAAGUGUCACCAUUAUUUGGACCUGCUAACCGAGUUGACGUACGACCUACCGCCCACGAUAUUAGUGCAUGGAAUAAAUGCUGUGACUUCCACGACAUUGUAAAAGAAUCCUAAACUGAAACUCACAUACAGGUACCAGCACGUCCUACCCAAGAUUAUACGCGUGCUGUGCACGUGGAAAAUUAGCCGAGAAGGAACAAAGUUCGAUUAAUGUACGUACUCCGUACCCUUCCGUUCUAUCAUAUCCCUAGCAAUCGAUGGAGUUUCUGUAGCAGUUUGUUUGCGUUAUCUUCCUGUUACUCGGUCCGGGGGUUUUUGCUAGUUAGAACUAGAUCCCACCAUGCAAAACCUCUUUCCCUUUAGAAUAUUAGGAAAUAACACUUAGCAAUACUAAACAUGUGCUCCUCUUAUUAACCACUAUGAUGCACAUUUUAAUUAUUUAUUACAUUUCUGAUUGCACUGAACAACAUGAUUUUUAUUAGAUUUGAAGGUAUCUUCAUCAUAUUAUGCAGGAUAGCUUCGUUACUUCCACAAACAUAUUUAGAAGCGCAUUCCCAGGAUGUAAGAAAAAGAGGUCAAUUUAGAUGAACUUUAAAAUGCCGGAUUAACGAAGUUACACUGUGUUUAAGAAGGGCAUUUAUGCAAACCACAGCACACGAUGACCUGAGUCAAACGUUAAAAUACCGGUAAGGUGAUCGACGGACACUAAUUAGCUUGUAGUGAUGAAUAUUUUCAGUAUAAUUCUAAUUGUGAUCGAUAGACCAGAACGUAUCCUAUAUCGUUAAUCGGAUGUACUAAAAAUUAAUUGACUAGAUAAAAAGAAAACAAAUAUGCAUAUUUGCAAUGAUAUAUUGACGAAACUGACAU
Molecule: messenger RNA, 3923 nt
Organism: Topomyia yanbarensis
Lineage: Eukaryota; Metazoa; Arthropoda; Insecta; Diptera; Culicidae
Product: solute carrier family 12 member 9
Exons: 8
Coding region: 310-3159 (949 amino acids)
Biological process (GO): potassium ion import across plasma membrane; cell volume homeostasis; chloride ion homeostasis
Cellular component (GO): membrane
Molecular function (GO): potassium:chloride symporter activity
Source: RefSeq, a predicted model, not a curated record